Molecule: messenger RNA, 1019 nt
Organism: Syngnathus typhle (broad-nosed pipefish)
Lineage: Eukaryota; Metazoa; Chordata; Actinopteri; Syngnathiformes; Syngnathidae
Gene: tmem81
Product: transmembrane protein 81
Exons: 5
Coding region: 210-1019 (269 amino acids)
Source: RefSeq, a predicted model, not a curated record
AAAUAUUUUCACUAUAUUGCUGUAAAUGUGCUUUUGUGUGGAGAUGUUUAUGAGCAGCAAAAAAAUAUGAAAGUAUUAUUUAAAAAAAAAAACAUGAUGCAAGCCAAUUUGGGUUAGAAAUUGGACCAACCCUGUGAGCUUCCUUCAGCAGUUAAAUACUGUACAAUUGACAUGUAUUGUCAUUCAAUUCCAGAACAUUCCUCACUGCAAUGGAUAGAAAGUUGGUUCUCCUUUUAAUCCUCCAAUUAGCUCCUCAUCUUAGCGCUGAUGAAGAUAGCGUUGAUAAAAAGGAGUUGGAGUUGCGGGUGGUCACCAACAGCACGUCCUGCAGUGUUACAUGUGGCAUUGGCAUGAAAACGCAAACGGUCUGCUCGUACAAAGACAGCAAUGCGAUGUUGGGGAAGAAUCCGAAAGAGCUUUCCGCCGAAGACCAGAAGACGGAAAAGUGUCACGAUGAGCAAGUCAGGUGUCAAGAGUUUAAGAAGUGUGGAAUCAAGACUGUCACUAGGACAAUGGGAGAGAUGCUGGAGCUGGAUUGUCUGUUCGAGAAAACGAUACUGAUGAAUACAUUCUCAUGGAGGGUCAGUUGGUACUACGCCCCAGGGGUAAUCAGCUCUGACGACAAGCUUUUCAGGCGCUUUGCGUCUCCGCAAUUGGACCUGCUCAUUCUGGACCCAAUCAAGGAGGAACACGCAGGAACGUACCGCUGUGACGUCCUUGAUCCCAAUUCCAAAAUGUUGAAAUCCGUUUACUGGGGUGUCAGAGUGCUCCCAAAAGGGUUCAUCGAUCUGGACUACGAGCACGCUCAGAAUAUGUGGAACACACCUUGGAACGAGAAGACGGACAUUUUGUCGAAUCGCUACGGUUCCCUGAGCUUCUGGGUAUACAUCAUGUUGGCCUUUCUGAGCCUUCUCAACAUUGUAGGGGUGCUCAUCCUGGUCCUGAAAAUCUGGGCGAAAAGAGGCUCAUAUAAACUCCCUGAGGAGGAAAACACAGUUGAAGCUAUGACUGAGAUUUGA